AUGGUAUACGCGCGUGAGGAUGUUGAGAGCGUCCUGGCUGCGCGUGGAUGGAGGGAAGUGAGGCAGAUAGGUGAAGGCUCCUUUGCCAAGGCUCUUUUGGUUGAGGCAUCGGAUGGGACACAGGCGGUAUGCAAGGUGAUGGACAUCACUCAGGCAUCCAAGAAGGAGGCCGAAGCUGCUGCCAAGGAGGGUCGACUCCUGGGAUCCUUGCGGCAUCCUUUCGUUGUCCGUUACCGCGACAGCUUUUGUGAGGCUGGCGUGUUGUGCAUCAUCAUGGACUUCUGCGAAGGCGGAGAGCUUGCUCGACAGAUCCGAAGGGCAAGACGCAAUCAUCAGAGGAUUCCGGAGGAGCAGAUCCUUCGGUGGUUCACUCAGGCCACGCUUGCCGUAAAGUUCAUCCAUGACAAGCACAUCCUUCACAGGGAUUUAAAGCCUGCCAACUUCUUCCUCACAAAGAACGGGUCUUUGAAGAUGGGAGACUUUGGAAUAGCCAAAACGAUGGCUUGCACUCUGGCAUGUGCAAAGACCAGGAUUGGCACCCCAUAUUACUUGAGUCCAGAAGUAUGCCAGGAGAAGCCGUACAACUGGUCAUCGGACAUGUGGUCAAUGGGCUGCAUACUGUACGAGAUGUGUGCCCUGCAGGUGCCUUUCGACGCCCACAGCCUUUCGGGCCUUGUGCAGAAAAUCUGCUACGGCCCGUUGCCCGUGGUUCCGGACUGCUACUCUGACUUCCUUCGCCGGCUGUGCAGACAACUUCUGGACCGUGAGCCGAAGAAGAGACCGUCCGCAGACGAGGUCCUACAACUUCCCGAAAUUCAGCGGGUCGUGCGACAGAUGCUCGAGGAAGUGAGAAGUCUCCAGCGAGAGGACAGUGCAGCCAAAGGGACAGCUGCUGGUGUGGCGGGCACCUACAGGAAAGAUGACCUCGCGGAGUACUACUCGGUCACUCAUGGGGAGUGGCUCCCUUGCGUCGUGAUCGACGCAGACGCUCUGGGCCGAGUGAUGAUUGACCUGCGGCCCGGCGUGUGGCUCUCGCCUGAAGUGCAAGCGAGCAAGAUGCGACCACGAAGAGAAGGAUCUAGUGAGAGCUCUGGGAGUGAGGAAGCGCGGCACGAGAAAGCCUCCGAGGAACAUGCCCCGGGAGGCGAGGUGCCCAUUCCAGCUCCUGUAGAGCAGCUGAAAAAGCUGCCGAAUGGGAGAAGGAGGGCCGUCGGCGUAGCGCUCCGUCUUCGGGACUCCCCAAGACCUCCGGAGGAGCCAAGGGUGGUUCGCUGCCACGAGGCCAACUACGAUCAGCUCGACAAGCUGAUGGGGCAGGACAAGGCCCGGCCUGUUGGGCGGAGUCCAUCAGUUGGUGCCAUCGAUUGCCAUCAAGCACCCAUGAGGCGAGCUCCGUCUUACUCCGGUUUAGCCAGCCGACCGACGCCCCAAAACCGAAGGCCGGCUUUGGCUCCGCUGGAGAAUCCGCCCAACAGCCGGCCGCCAUCGUCUGACAGUGUGGGGACGCCCCCACUGCAAGCUGCGAAGGCCAAUCUGGUGUGUGUCAGAUGA
Messenger RNA from Symbiodinium sp. CCMP2456, 1551 nucleotides. NCBI's taxonomy places the organism in Eukaryota, Dinophyceae, Suessiales, Symbiodiniaceae. The record is from the annotation of a GenBank genome assembly.